GCAGAUGUGGGGAUAUGCCCAAGUUAUGAAUUGGAUCGAGUCAUGGAAGAGUCCCCUCAUUACAUCAUGAGGAUACAUGCAUCACGCCAUCGCAGAGAUUCGCCAACAUUGGAGGCUGAUGAAACGGGGGGCUAAUCAGACAGUCAUCGUGGAGGAUAAUCACAGUUACUACACAUCUCACUGCUACCAGCCCCAUGCUGGAGGGAGUGCAUUCUGGGUAGACCUUGACGAUCCCGCCAUAUCACACGACGUGGAAGCGCCCGAGAUUCUGGCAACACGUGAAAGAAAAGGAACGAAUGUUCAUCUGAAUUUUAUAUUUCCUUUCUAUGGACAUGAUGUCAGGUCCCUCGUUAUUACUACAGGAGGAUUCAUUUAUGCCGGAGCCUACAUCCACAGACACCUAGCAGCCACUCAAUACAUUGCACCGUUGAUGGGCAACUUCUGCCCGUCAGACUUGCCAGCUGCAGGGGUCAGGUUUUACGACAACGGAACUGCUUUGACAGUGGAAUGGAGGGAACAGAAUCUUGUGGACAACAUUCCUGCUGGUUUAUUUACAUUCCAAGCAACACUUUUUGAAGAUGGGAGGAUCCUAUUCGCUUAUAAGCAGGUCCCCAUUCCUAUCUCCAGUAUCUCAGAGGACGGCCAUCCUGUUAAAGUUGGCCUGGCUGAUGCCUACUAUAUUGAUCAAAUGAUUGCUCCAUUUACAAAAAAGCGAGAAAUCUUUGAGUACCAUAAGGUUGAGCUAGACAUGUCCCUUAUCGACAGUGGCACAGCGGUUCUUAUUUCACCACUUCCAACCUGCAAUCAGCAGACUUCUUGCAGCAGCUGUGUCGCCAAUAACAUUGCCUUCAACUGCUCCUGGUGUGCAACACGCAACAAAUGUUCAGACGGGUUUGAUCAUCAUCGUCAGUCUUGGCUUGAGAGUGAUUGUAAUACGCCUGUGAAUUAUAUUGAUGAGAUAACCAAGUGCCCGGGGUACACUCCCCCGCCAUCAACAGAGGCUCCGCCCCCAACAGGGGCCCCGCCCCCAACAGAUGGCCAGCCACCGACAGCAAAACUAUCCACAGCAAAGAGUGCUGCAGCUACAACCAGACAGAAGCCAAAAGCUGGCCCCACAGUUGAUUAUUGCAAAGGUGUCCAGUGUCAACACGGUGGCGUAUGCGAAGAAGGUUUUUGCAACUGUCCACCUAAGUUUGAAGGUGCACGGUGUCAGAAGUACGUCACAGGCCACUGCCAGGGCAUAGUGUGUGAGAAUGGCGGAAAAUGCUAUGAGGGGAUCACCACCCACCUUUGCGACUGUGCGGUCGGAUUCAGUGGCAGAUACUGCGAUGUGGUAGACGGCCCGGCCACCCAUUCUCAGUCUUCAGGUAACCCGGGGCUCACCGUCGGUGCAGUAGUCUGCAUCGUCUUGAUCACGCUGCUUGUUCUGGGUCUCUUCAUUUGGGCGGUCUAUGCGUACCGACACCCUACUUCACCGUCAGGGCUGUUUAUUCUUGAGGCCAAGCACAGAAUAAAGGGCCGAGGUCGGGGGUCAAAUGGCGUCAAGUACAAGUACCAUCAGCAAAUGGACGGCAACCAGAUCGACAUUCAGUUCUGAUCCAGGCGGACAGAAAAGUAUUUUUUUAGUUAACGCAUUGCGGCAACAGUGUAGUCUAGAUUUGAUAAGCUUUGUAUUCUGUUUCCCGAGGCUGCAAAUUUAGCUGGGGAACGAGCUGUGCGUGAUGGUGAAUAUAGCAAGGCGUGACAAAGUAGAGGGCGUUCUUUCAAGAAAAGAGGGCGCUCUUUCAGAAAACCAGUGGGGUGCCCCUUUGAUAUGUCAAAUGCACUUUCAUGCCAUUGUGCCGAGUAAAAGUGGCUAGCUGGCAAUCUUAGUUAUGGAGAUGACGGCUAGACUGUGGUGCUUUAAAUCUUCACUUUUUUUUUUGUUCUGAAAUCCGUGUACUAGCUUGUUGGCCAAAAAAAAUGUGAAAAAAAGGAAUGUUGAAUAUGGCUCCGUGUGCAAACGGUUAACAGAGGUGGGCACGUUCUGACCACUUGCGAGAACCCAUUGGAUGAGACACAAUGUGCGCGUAAUGCUUCACAAGUAUCAGCAUCAUCAUCAUCAUCAUCCUUCGGCUGCGGAGCAGUCGACUACAAGCUUCUUCCAUUUACUGCGAUCAUGGGCAAGUGUUGCGAUUUGGUCUGGUCGCAGCAUGCCAUCACUAUCUCCAAGCAAGCGCUGAAUAUAAGUUAGGUAUGAUGUGCGUUGUCAUCCUGGUCUCCUUCUCCCCUGGGGUGGUGCAUAAAGGGCACUUUGAUACACUUUUGCAGGCUCAUCGUCUGGCAUGCGGAGUAUGUGCCCAAGGAACUUGAGCUGCCGAGUUCUUACACGCUCCACAAGAGGGUUUGAGUUGGUCAUAGUAUAGAUGGUGGCAUUGGGGACAUGAUUGGAACGCUUGAUGCUCAGCAUAAUGCGGUAGCAAGAGGUGGCAAAAGCGUUUAUUUUACUUUCCAUGUCUUUGGAGAUUACCCAUGUCUCACAACCAAGUAUAAAGUGCAAAAAUAUGUGUGAAGAAGUUUAUUCUGAAUAUACACAUUGCCAAGCUACUUGGCAAGAGUAUCGGGCAUCGUCGGCAAUAUAUUUGAAUGUCUCUCCCAGUGGGUCCCCCCCCCCCAACUCUCCAUUCUUGCUAUGGAGGGGUUAUCAGUUGUGCACGGAGCAUAGCAGGGCUAUAAUAGUUUUAGUAGGGUGGCGUGAAAAUUGUGUCAGGGUUUGUGACGGUAUGUGAUGAAUUAGGUGUGCAUAUUCUCUUGAACAUUUGCACACUUUAGUACAUUCGUUUACUUUUCUAAAGAAUUUGUGAAGAUCUUAUUUUUUUUGUUUUAAAUGCAGACAGAAUGUGAAGUCACAGUAUUGCUUUGAACAUUCCAUUUGUAUUGUGUAGAUAGGGUACAUGUAUGUUACAUUUUUGUUUUAUUUUGUAGACAUGAUUUUUCGGAAUGCAGUCUGCUUUGAUUAAUGAAGUGAUUUGUAUGAUUCAAAAUGCUGAUAAUAAUAAUACAGGAGUCUUAUCUACCAGCAAUUAGGUACUCAAGGCGCUGGAAAUUAUGUCUGUUAUUAAAGACAGGUAAAUGAAGUUCAUGAGAAAUAUGAUGUAGCAUAUAUUAAUUAUUAUGUAGCACCUUAUAAGGGUAAGUACAUGCUGCGGCGCAUAUUGCAGCCACUGCCAGAAACACCAGGGCAAACCCCUUCAAGAAUGUGGUUUUUGAAGAAAUAUAAAAGAAAACUGUACUUUCUUCUGGUGCUUUCUUAGUUAGCAUCAGAGUAUUUUGAUUUAAAAAGCUAUUAUUUGUUUCCGUUUUCAGUCUUCUUCCACAUUAUGUUAUUGUUACUAAAUUAAGUGCUUUCGUAAAAAAGGAUUGUGAAUUACAUGUACGCAAGCAACUUUUAAUCAAAGUUGUCGCCUGAUUUUUUGCAGAGAUUGACUAUUAUCAAACUAACGACGCUAAAUUUAUGAAAUUUGUCGAUAUUUUUGUACAUGAUUAUAAUCAGCCCUUAGUGGUGCCAUUUUGUAUUUCUUUGAAACAGUACAUUUUUUGUGUGUGGAGAGUUGUACAUGUAUGUAUAUAGAUUUGUGUUCAUGUUAGGCUUAGGGCUGUACAUGCUUAGGGGAGGGGAAGAGAGUCAUAAUUGUAAAAUCACCACGUGAUGGAUUUUU
Molecule: messenger RNA, 3698 nt
Organism: Patiria miniata (bat star)
Lineage: Eukaryota; Metazoa; Echinodermata; Asteroidea; Valvatida; Asterinidae
Product: plexin domain-containing protein 2-like
Exons: 14
Coding region: 77-1597 (506 amino acids)
Source: RefSeq, a predicted model, not a curated record